CUCGAAAAGCGGCUUGUUCCGGCUUGCCCCUGUGCAUAUCUUUUAUCCUUGCUCACCACAUGAAAGUAGUGCCCGUCCGACAGUUGCGCACCAUCAUCCAUCCGCGCAGCAGGAACCCGCAAACAGCAGCAGUCUCAUCCGCAGGCGCGGCGGCGGCGGCGGCGGCGGGGGGUGCAUGGAUGAUGCGUAGCUGCGCAGCGGCGGCCACAGCAGCGGCGGAUCCGCGCCAGUGCAGCCCUCCACACUGCUGCUGCUGCUGCUGCUGCCGGUGGCGGCGAGUCUGUAGCGCAGGCUCCAUCAUCACCACAGGCGGAGCGAUACCGUCAUCUCCCCACGGCGUCGAUUUAUAGUGUGUGCGGCUCGACGUACCUGGGCGUCUGUCACGCAACUGGACCAGAUUGGACUCCUACUUGUAGGAAAUGUGCUGAUGUGCGUUUUGCCAGAUCAGGAGGCAUCCAUCCGCCUGCACUGCUUUGACACUGAUGAAGAUAGAUUUUUAUUUUUUUAAUUAUUAUGUAUUUUUGUUUUAAUGUGGGUGUCCAGGAAAUGUUUACUCGGAUGCUUUGGCGUAAGUGAGAGUCCUCGUCGGCGCGGGCAAAAGGGUGCUGUGACCGGGGCUCGUGACAUGCGCUCCCCCUGAGCCCGGCGACGCCCCAGUCAGCAGGAUGCCGGUGCAGGCGGCCCAGUGGACAGAGUUCCUGUCUUGUCCCAUCUGCUACAAUGAGUUCGACAGCAGCGGCCACCAGCCCAUCAGCCUGGGCUGCUCUCACACGGUGUGCAAGACGUGCCUGCACAAGCUGCACCGCAAGGCCUGCCCCUUCGAUCAGACUCCCAUCAGCACAGACAUCGACCUGCUGCCGGUCAACUGCGCCCUGCUGCAGCUGGUCGGAGCGCAGGUCCCGGACGUUGCGCCUGUGAGCCUGAGCAGCGCGGCGGAGGUUGAGCACUAUGAGGCCUGCCGACUGUGUGUAGAAGAGCUGGCUCUCUACUUGAAACCCAUCAGUGGUGCCAAAGGUGUGGCAAACCUGAGUCCGAGCGUGCUCAGCAGGCCCAUGCAGAGGAAGCUAGUGACCCUGGUGAACUGCCAGCUGGUGGAAGAGGAGGGUCGUGUGCGGGCGGUACGGGCGGCCCGUUCCCUGGGGGAACGGACCGUGACCGAGCUCAUCCUACAGCACCAGAACCCCCAGCAGCUCUCUGCCAACCUCUGGGCAGCGGUGAGAGCUCGGGGCUGCCAGUUCUUGGGUCCCGCGAUGCAAGAAGAUGCGCUGAAGCUGGUUUUACUUGCCCUGGAGGACGGCUCCGCUCUAUCCAGGAAGGUGCUGGUUUUGUUUGUGGUCCAGAAGCUGGAGGCUCGCUUCCCCCAGGCAUCCAAAACCAGCAUAGGCCACGUGGUGCAGCUGCUCUACAGGGCCUCCUGCUUUAAGGUGACUAAGCGUGACGAGGACUCCUCCCUCAUGCAGCUGAAGGAGGAGUUUCGAACAUACGAGGCGCUAAGGAGGGAACAUGACGCUCAGAUCGUCCACAUCGCCAUGGAGGCAGGCCUUCGAAUCUCUCCUGAGCAGUGGUCCUCUCUCUUAUACGGAGACCUGGUCCACAAAUCCCACAUGCAGUCCAUAAUUGACAAGUUGCAGUCUCCAGAGUCCUUCGCAAAGAGCGUUCAGGAACUGACAAUUGUUCUGCAGAGGACCGGAGACCCCGCCAACCUCACAAGCCUUAGACCACACCUAGAGCUCCUGGCCAACAUAGACCACAACCCAGAUGCUCCUGCUCCAUCAUGGGCAGAGCUGGAAAGUGUGAUGCUGGCUGUAAAGUUUGUGGUUCACGGACUGGUGGAGUACAUCCAGAACUUCAGCAAGAAGAGCCAUGAAACUCCACAGCCCCAGGCCAACAGCAAAUAUAAGACCAGCAUGUGCAGAGAUCUCCGUCAGCAGGGAGGCUGUCCAAGAGGAACCAGCUGUACUUUUGCGCACACACAAGAUGAGCUGGAGAAAUUCAGACUGAGGAACAAGAAGAGCGGCAGCGUGGUCCGCCCUUUCCCUCUAGGCAAUAAGGGCAUGAAAGAUGCAGAAGAAAACAUGGGUUGUACGACAGAGGGAGGCUCCAGCCUGACGAGCCCGCUGCUGAUCUCCAGGGGGCCCGGCGGUGUGGAGGAACUUAAAAGAACGGUGAUGAAUGGAAGCGGUGGGGCUAACGGGCCUCACAGAAGCACAUCAGGGUCCACAGAGCUGAAGUCCCUCUCCCCGCCCAGGACUCCAGUCAGCCACUCGUCACCUUCGUCUCCUUUGAGCACCGCCGGUGGUGCCGAUGUCAGCGCUCCUCUGCAGCGGCACGGUCCGUUCAUCCUCUCCACACCUCACCCCUCUCAGACGUCCGAGCUGUACUACCAGGAGCCCCAUCCUGCUUAUGAAAAGGCGCACUUUCAGCCAAACUCAGGUUCCUACUAUCCAUCUAGUCUUCACCCGCCUCACAAACCGUGCAUGGCCCGCUUCCUCCGCUCCUCCAACGUCCAGGAGUCCUCGCUGCCGCCUCCUGCCGGCGUUUCCUCUUACCCUAACGACCCACAGGCGCCUCACUCAGCCUCGUCCCCGUCUUCAGGCUUUGCCCCUAGAGAUCAGAUGGGACCCCCCGCCUUCCAUCCACAUCCGGGACAGGGUCAGUACGGACAUCUGGGCCCUGCUCACGGUGUUUAUGCUCCCCUCUAUGACAGCAGGAGAGUAUGGAGACCUCAGCUGUACCACAGAGAGGACGCCAGGAGCAACUCACUGCCUCCGGAGGUGCUGCACUCGUCCGUCUACCAGCCUCCACUCAGGGAGCGAUUCAACUCUCUAGACAGCAACUACUGCUCUGGAGCGGAGCACCGCGCCGGGCUGCACAGGGACUACGGACGGGUUCCCCUGGGAUACGAGGAUCUGUUUCGACGGAAGCAGGAACACUGGACUCACAUCCACCACCACCACCACCACAAUCCCAACAGACCCUCCCAGUCAUCCCCCAUCUUCACCGCUGAUUUUGGAGCGGAGCAUGUGGAAAGCGGUGGAGGUCCGUGCAUGGGAUGCAGGUUCAGGGGCGAGGAGAGUUUGACGCGUUACUCUCCGUGGUCCUGCGGUACCGCCGGGCCCAGCCUCAGCCCCUUUGAGCCUGAACCACUCAAACCCGCCCAAGCUCACUCUCAUUCCCACUCGGAGCGUCCGGAGCUAGACUGUGGCGAGGGGGGACAGGGCGUUGUUAGCGGCGCCGAGAAGCGAUGGCUGCACUCGUUGGAUCACUACCGACGUCUGAAAGACGAAGAUCCGAUUAUUCCCUUCAGUGAGGCGCCUAUCAUCUCCAAGUGGGGUGCCAUCUCCAGGGCGUCCCGCACAGGCUACCAUACCACCGACCCUGUCCAGGCUACGGCCUGCCAGGGCAGCGCCAGCACCACAGCGAUAAACUUCAAAGAUUACAACCACCACUUUGAUCACAGCGACUAUCGGUGGCGCUCCAGAGGGUCGGACUCCUCCAGCAACUCCAGUUUCCUUGAAAGUGAGCAUCUUUGUCCGUCUGAGCUGAAUGGCCGACGAUCUUCAAUAAGCAGCGGGGAGAAAAUUGCGUCGGACCACCUGCAAGCCCAUCAGACAACCUUCAGCCGGGAUCAGAACCGAGCGGAAAGUGAAUCCGAAACGGAUCGAGACAUCGAGCUGGAACUGCGAGCACUGGACAUGGAAGAUUCAGAGCACCACGGGCUCAAGUCUCAGGACUGUUUAGAUCUGUCCAGCCCUCAGUCUCAGGAUGCCUCCCACCUCCUCCCGCCUCCCUGCUCAUCUCCUCUCUGCUCCUCCCCUGUAGAGGAGCACACCCAGUCAGAAAGUCUCCUGACAGAGAAAAUGGAUGCUCUCCAUCUAAAAAAGAUGGCCUUCAGGAAAUCUCUAUCCCCUUUAGGGCUGGGACCAGGAGGUCUGGGCAUCAGGAAGCUUGUACUACGAACCGGACCUUCUCAGCUGGGCGACGCCUCCCCCAGGGCUCAUCCCGAAACGCCUGGGACGGAGAUGCUGCUCAAUUGAAGCUGAAGGAACACUCGAUGUGACCUGAAUGAAACUGGAGCUGAAUCCCUUCUUCUCAAACCGCCACCUUCAACAACAGAGAAUCUUUUUAUUUUUUUUCACCCAUUCGAAAAAGGUGAAGGUGUCGUUUGGCAUCUAACCAAUCACCUUAGAGAACCUUCAACAGGCCUUUGACAUCCAGUGAAUUAAGUGGCUGAAGACGAUUGUCUUCCAGAGCUCCACUUGCGUACUAAGAUACUUCAUUGAUUUACAGAAUAUCCAACAACGCAUCGUUUUUCUUAGCACAUUUCUCAAUGUGUGGUUGCUUUUUUUUUUUUUAGUGUGUGCCUUUUGAAGAAUUACUUCCUGUAAAAGCAGACAUCCAUGAGUAUUUAAGAUCUGUAUAGCUGCCUGCAGGAUUAUUUAUUCUCUUUUUUUAAAUCUUGAAACGUCGUUCAGUUAUUUUCUGCCUUUUAUUUCUCUGUAUUUUCCGUAAUAUCUUGUGUUUGCUCUGUAUGGGCAGCUUCGAGUGGGUCACAGCUUUAUGGCAUUUGUAAAAGUGGAACAUUUUGCGAUGUCAUUUUUUUUUUUCACAUCUUUAGGGUGUAUGUUUUUGUUCCCACACUAUGCCUUAUUUCAGAGAAAGGGAUAGAGAAACAUUCAGAUAUGUGCUGCCAGACUGACCACUUCAGGUGAUCCUGACUGAUCUAUAACAAUUAGAAAACCAGUUUUAUUUCCCUUUGAGAUCAAUAAAAGGUAACUGAGCAAAUAGAAAACACUUAAACUCUUAUCUCAGCAUACAAAUCUGCAGAAAGGGGUUUUCUUUAUCAGUUUCCGCUUACUCAAAGUAUCCGAUUCAGCUCAGCAACCAGUGUGUCAUUACAUCUGUAGUUUUUAGCCUGCGGGUUUGAGAGAAUAGACAUAACUCUCUGACUCCUUUGAAAAUUAGUGGUUGGACUUCAACAAGAACUUGAACGACCGUUUGGCGGAAAUGGAGAUUUAAAAUAAUAUAAACCCUUUUUAUGAAUCAGAAGUCCUUUUGUAUGGACCUCUGACUGUCCUAGGACACGGUCCCCGUCGUAAACCCUAUUUGCAUUUUGUCUUGGAUGAUUUUAAGUCUCGUAAGUUCUUUUAAAGCCUGCUUAUUUAUUUUUAUUCAUAGUAGACAUUCUUUAUUAUACUUUAUUUUGUUGUUUAGCAUUUCUGCAUUCGUGAACAAAGGAAUUGGUUUGUUUUCGGAGCACAAAUUAUGUUUUUAAGUACCUAUUACACAGUCAUAUGCACAAAGAAAGUGUGUAAAAGUUCCCAUUCACACACAGUAGUGUAAAAAAAAAGUGGCCUUUCUUUCCUUGGUUUUGUUCAAAUCAAACUCCCUAUAAAAGCUUUUGUUUGACUCAUAAGAUGAUUUAAAAAAAAUAUGGAGUAUUUUGUAUGCCAGUCCAGUCCUUUAUAUCUGCUGACUGUAUAAUAGUCACAAUUUGGGCUGGAUGUUCAAAGGUGAAGUCACCAAAAAAGGGAAAUAACCUGUUGUUUAUUCAAGCUAAUUCACUGUUUAACUUUUCAAAAACCUUUGGAUUAUUAUUUUUUCAUUUGUUUUAGCAACGCUAACUUCUGUGAAGUUGUAUGUUGAGAUAUUUUUGUAUUGGGAUCUUUCUUUCUUGUGUUUGCUCUCUUGUCGAUUGCUGGCCUUGAGGUCAGUUCUCUGUGAUCCGCUACACUGGAGUUAAUGGAUCAUUUUCAAACACCAGGACUCCCUCAAGUUUGUUUCAGUCAUUUUGGAUGAGAAUUUAGUGAAAUCAUGCUAGAAACCUUUCAGGCUUUGGUGGUAAUUUCCUCUUAAUUUUAUUCACAUUUACAGUGCGGGGUCAGACGUUUACAUACAGUUCACUCUUAACUCACAGAUUUACUCUUAUUGAUGCAGUUCAAGAGUUUGUUUUGAUGCCGAUUCAUCUAAAAAACAUUAAGGAGUCAUAAAACAACAAUUUGGUGCAUAUGUUUACAUAUAGUUCAGAUUUUUCCAAAACCACACAAGUUCAAAAUGGCUUGGACGAUACAUUUCCCUUAGCAAGUUGUCAGUCAGGUCUGGGUAUAACCGCUGUCUAUUUGGCCUUUUUUAAAUUAUUUUUCUGGGUUUUAUAUGGCGGUAGUGGCUCAUUUUUUACAAAGUAGGCUGACAGGAAAGGGGGUUUGAGAGAGGGGGGGGGAGACAUGCGGUAAAGGGCCUCAGGCCAGAAACUAAGGACUAAGGUCUCUGUAUAUGGGUCGUGCUCACUACCCCUGCGCUAUCAGAGCACGCCAUUUGGCCUUUCUCAUAAGAAAAUGUGGAGUUAAUUUUGAAUUUGCUGGUUUUUAGGCACUGACUCAGCCCAGAAGCUUAAUAUCAGCCGGCUCUAUCCAUUUCAAAACCAGCUUUAAUGCACGUUUAGGAUUAGUAUAUCCUGUGUCUCAAGCUUCGCUCACCUGACUCAAAAUGUUAGCUCAGACAAACAGAAAUCGAAUAGGUUGUUCCAGAACCAUCAAGACAUUUUAGAUUAACAUAGACUGAGCGGCUGCUGACCAAGCAUGCCAUCCGUCAAACAUGGUGGUGGCAGGAUUAUGCUAAGGGUCUGUUUUGAUGUGUCACACAAAGGGGUUAAAAUGAUGAUUCCUGAUUUUUUUUCUCCAACUCAUUACAAAUCAGGAAGUUGGACAAAAUUGUUUCAGCAGGACCAUGAUCCCAAACACUCGUCAGAGCUUCAAGCGGUUCUGCGAUGGAUAUAGCAGGCUAACGUUUAAACCCUACUAACAGUUUGUGGACUUUGCUUGAAAAGCCAAACCACUGGCAGGAAACCGAGCAUUUUAUAUGAGCUUAUUCAUUUCUGAUAAGAACAGUUGUCACCUUUCCAGCUGGAGUUAAGCCAAGACCUUGUUAUCGUCUAGAAAAAGAGUGUGUUGGCGCCCUUAUAUUAGCGGGUGUGUUUAUAGUUGAGCCUAACUAGAAUUUUAAACCUCUUUCACUCAGAGAGAAUCUUAAAUGAAUACAAACUUUUGUCUGUAUUUUUUUUUUUUUUUUUAACUCAUCAAAGUUUAAGAAAUGCUUAAUUAAAACCCCAAAAUCAAUGACGUUUAUGCCGAUGAUGAAUUUUGAUGUUGCGACUGACACUUUAGGUGCACUUGCGCCGUGUUUAUUAAGUUUUAAAAUGAAGGCCAGGAGACCGGGUUUUUUUUUUCUCCCCCCUCUUCUGUCAUGGUUACUUUACCAAACAGUUUCCUUUUUGAACUUUGCCUCGUGCGGUUAAUUGCUGACCGCGAAAGACGAGGGCUGGCGCAGACGACCUAGCUGCGCCAUUUUAAACAAGCUCGGCUAGCUGCUGCGGCCCCUCAGCUUCUGUUUACAACUUCUCCUUUGAAGUCACGUAACGUUAAGUGCCAUGUUGUGUAUAGUACAAUCAGUCCCUGCAAUCCUCUGACGGCUCGUCGUAACUCCUUACACAGAAACUGUGUGAGGAGCCUCGGUGACACGGCCCUCUCGUGGUUCUGCUGUGAGCCGUCGGAGGAGAUUUGAACCUUCAUCUAUGCGUCACUCAGGGAGUCCUUCAGUUGGCUUUUUCUACAGGCGCGUGAUUGAUCCUUUCACCCAAAGCUUAUUUUUGGUAAUGAAGUGUUAAUGAUGUUAGUAGCAAUGUUUACUUUGCUGGCGUUUUCCUUUUUUUUUUUUUUUCCCCCACCUCUCAGUAUCAAUAUUAGCUCUGCUCUGAGUGUCACGAAAAAAAAAGGGCUGGGCACAUAUUGGACUGUUUGUGAAGGAGUUCUCAUGAGUUUUCAGUCAAAGUGUUUGUUUAUGAAGUAUCCAUGGAGCCCUGCGUCCCGCGACAUGCAUGCUACACGGCCCCUCUUGUGAUUGCAGGGGAGCACCGAUGAUUCUGUAGUUGUGAUACAACACACCCGGCGCUGUUAAGAGUUCUGCACAUGCCCACUGUGUGGCCACGUCAAGUGCUGAAGUUGGCUUGCAGCGUCUUUUAUUUGCUUGCUCGGAAAAUUUUAAUAUCUGCGACUUGAUUAUUAUUCUUGAUAUUAUAACCACAUUUGGUUGUUGUGUUAUUUUCCCCCUUCUUGAUAUGUUUUGAAGUUUGCUCAUUUUGGUUAAAUGUAUGGAUUUCCCGUAACGUUUUUCUAAAAUCAGACAAAGCGUCUGAAUAUUCUAGAUUAUAGGGGUGGGGUGGGGGGGAGACAAAAAUCUUGUUCGUUGAUUGUGAAACAUGAUGAACUAAUGUUUUAAGUAUUCAUGUCUGUAUUAGACAUUUUAUUUGCAAAAUCUAUUGUUCGAUUGAAAUGUAAAUGAAUUUUUUAAGAGAUGGUACACAUCCGUCAUUGUACACAGUCUGGCACCAUCAUUAGAUGGACUUGUAGUGUUGACGCUCAUUUCUACAGCCUGUGAAAAUCAGAUCUAUUUAAAUGUUCCAAAAACCUUGGGGCAGUUGUGUAAUGUCUCGAAAACCGGGAAGAUCCGAAGAGCCGAUCCUUCUGAGACGGAACCUCUUAAAGUGUCCCAAAAAUGAAUAAUACUGUUAUGUAUUCCAUUUAUUUCCUCGGAAAUAUCGCAUUGUGAAAGGUUUCCCUUUUACUUACUGUAUUUGUAAUGCAGACCUUGAGUGAAGUCUAAUCCUCUGGUGGUGAUGAUGAUUUAUGUGCUAUUAAUAAUAGAUGGAGCAGUCCGCGUAUUGUUUUACUGACUGAUUGAUUAUUCGGCGUGUUUUCUGCCUUGUUCAGCAGCAUUGCACUGACCUACAGAGAGACUGGCUGAGCAGGAAAGCACUCCUGUGUUGCACUGAGAGACUGGGUUAUAAUAAGGAGCAUUAGCGUAUAUGAAACUGCAUGCUUUAAUAAACUGAGAGCUGUUAGACGCUU
Messenger RNA from Fundulus heteroclitus (mummichog), 8903 nucleotides. RefSeq names its product ring finger and CCCH-type domains 2 (gene rc3h2). Lineage: Eukaryota; Metazoa; Chordata; Actinopteri; Cyprinodontiformes; Fundulidae. The record is from RefSeq and is a predicted model, not a curated record. Gene Ontology annotation, molecular function: metal ion binding. The coding region runs from base 666 to 4037 and encodes 1123 amino acids. The transcript is spliced from 20 exons.